GGCAAAAAAGGCAUAAUAAUAUGUCAGAUACGAAAAUUAAUAACUUCCCUCAAUUAAAACAAAAUUUGAUCAUGAACGGCUCAGAUCCGUUCAAUCAUUUAAUUAAUCAACCCCACUCUACAACAAAUUCUCCUUCUUCAUCAUCUGCCAGUUCUUCCUUUGCUUCAACUAAAAAUAGUAAAAAUAAUAAUUUUAAUCCUGUCCACAGGCUUCAUAAGAGUGAGGACAGUACAACAACCUUAAUUAAUCGUCUCCCUUUGAAUAUACCCUCGGCUAUGCUUACUGAGGAGGAAUUGGAUGGAGGGGAACUUUUAAGUGUUGAAGAGAGAGAGGAAAUAGACCCGGAAGAUGGCUGUAAGGUUCAAGUAUGGACUUAUCAUAUAUUAUCAGCCGAUGGGAUGGAAGAGAGUACAAUAAUAAGAAGGCGUAAAAUGAAGGUUAAUUGUACUGAAUCACUCAAAAGAAUAGAAUUUUCUAAUGGACGAGAAACUAAAUAUGAGGAACGUGAGGUUAUCAACAAUUUGGACUCAUUCACUCAACAACCAAAUCAUACACCUUUCCGAAAUUCUUCAGCAACAAAUGAGAGAACAAUGGAAGAUGACGAGGAUUCUGCACAGAUUGGCAGCAUGCUUUUUCAGACUCAGGAUAGCUUCCUUCGUCUUGUUAGAGAGAAGAAGGAUGCCCUUGUUAAACUCUUUCCUGAACUGUUUACCAAUCUGCGAACAACCCCCGCAAUUUUUGAGUCAAUGCCUUCUACCGUAAUGGAAACCAUUGUAAACGAAGAUGGAAGUACUACAACACGUACAAAAUUUUCCAAGGCUUUUAGCUCUCAUUAUACACGUCAAGAAAUGUUUAUCAAUGGGGUUCGGAAGGAGUGCCGUUCUCGUUUUCGAGCUUUUAUGGAAUAUGCUGGUCCGGAAGGGGGAUUCUGCAUACGACUAAAUGAUCACGCAGACGAGGAUUUAAGCGAGGAAGAAAGUAACGACCAUGAAGAGUCCACUUCUGAUGGCAAAAGUUGGAUAAGCAGCAGUGGACGUUCUUUAGCCUUAUCAGAAAUUGGGGAAGGACAAUCAGCCUUGGUAAUACCUGGAAAACAGGGACAGCUUUGCGUGUUAAAGGAUAAAGAAAAUAAUAAAAGAUGGGAGAAAGCAUGGCACGCUGUGAAUGAGAUGGUGCAAUCUGAGGAAAGAUAUGUACAAAAAUUGGCAUUACUCGAGAAAUUCCGCUCAACUACUGAACGUGCUCAACUUCUCGAUAGAAGACUUCAAUGCCACCUUUUUUCUAAUAUUGCAUCCCUAAACCAAUUCCAUGAGCAACACUUGUUACCUCAAUUAAUGGAUAGACGGAGGGAAUGGCAAGGCACUAAAAGGAUUAGUGAUGUUCUCCGGAAACAGGCUCCAUUCCUUAAAAUGUACAGCGAAUAUACUAACAACUACAAAACUGCCGUUCAUAUAUUCGAGGAAUGCAUGCGCAAGAAGAGAGCCUUUGGGGAAAUUGUUCGGCAACUUGAACAAUUACCCGAAUGUGAACAUCUUUCGCUUGUUUCCCAUCUAAUCUGUCCGGUACAACGGGUCAUGCGUUAUCAGCUUUUACUAAAAGAAUAUCAAAAGAAUUUAUUGCCAAAUGACCCUGAUUGGGAAGAUACAGAGACUGCUUUAACUUUGGUGCUUGAAGCAGCCUCUCAUGCUAAUGAAAUGAUGAGAAAGUUGGAUCGUUAUAGAAAUGUUUUAGAAAUACAAGAACAAUUGGGUAAUUCAAUUGCCUUGGUUUCGCCUGGACGUGAAUUGCUAACUCGAUCACGUUUAUUUAAGUGUUCUUCUAGCACCGGAAAGGUGGAGGAACGAUUACUCUUUGUCUUCAAUGAUCUAUUUUUAUUGGCCAGUGAACGUUCAACAUUUAUGAUUGGAACUAGAGGUGCUAGCAAAUAUAAAUUACGUGCUGGACCUCAACGUUGCGUGGAACUUUUUUGUGAAACCGAAGCAGAGAAAAAGGCGUUGUUUGAUACUGUUUGGUCUGUUAUCCAAGAAGCACACUCGAAAGAAUUAAAUAAUAAUCAUUUUGUACAAUCUCCCCAACUAACGGAUAAUCAACAACAGAAAAAAUGUGCUAGAUGUAAUAAUGAUUUUGGAUGGUAUGCCAAGCAAAUUGAAUGUCAGCGUUGUGGACAACGCUACUGUAAAAAAUGUAUAGCUCAAAAACCCCAAAAAAUGUGCCUUAAUUGUCUCAGAACUAUUGAGGGAUUGCGCAACUCGAGAUCUGAGGGGCCCUUGAAUAUUAGGGAAGGAACUCCAAUUACGAGAAAAAAUCUUUUGCAAGUUCCAGCUUCAGGAAACAUGUCUGAUGUUGUUAAAUCUGGCUAUCUAAAAUUCCGAGGGCAUUCGGACAAGCAACUUAGACGAUUCUUUGUUCUACGAAACAAUUUUUGUAUUUAUUCGUAUCGUUCUGAUCAAGACAAUUCCGCUUUAGCCAUGCUUCCUCUAUCAGGCUGUGACGUUAACGUCCACUCCUCAAUGCUACAAGCAGAAAAGUUUGGAAUUUCUUUGAGGCAUAUGAACAGACAAUAUUUAUUCAUUUGGUUAACAUAA
Messenger RNA from Meloidogyne enterolobii, 2585 nucleotides. The record is from the annotation of a GenBank genome assembly. NCBI's taxonomy places the organism in Eukaryota, Metazoa, Nematoda, Chromadorea, Rhabditida, Meloidogynidae.